Molecule: messenger RNA, 663 nt
Organism: Puccinia graminis f. sp. tritici CRL 75-36-700-3
Lineage: Eukaryota; Fungi; Basidiomycota; Pucciniomycetes; Pucciniales; Pucciniaceae
Exons: 3
Coding region: 1-663 (220 amino acids)
Source: RefSeq, a predicted model, not a curated record
AUGGGAACACAGCUGCCCUUUCAGGAAGAAUGUUGCCCAAAAGGGAGGAAAUACACUGUUCAGACGCCGUGGGGUCGGCCCACACUGCCCGUCCCCAUGGCGUCUGAACAGUUGCCGUUGCGACGAACGGCGGGGUUUGAGCAGGCUCGUGGGCUCCUUGGUCAGAUUGGUUGGCCAAGAACACCGUUCAGCAGUGUGCUCCAGCACGGAAUUUCUCCGGCCUUGUGUUUGCAGGUGGACUCGACUGGCCAAAGGAUUUAUGGCCAACCGCACAUUGACAAUGCACGAGGAUGCGGACACACGUGGACAAACACGCCUGGAGGAAGUGGAAGAUAUCGAGAUACCACCCCUCAUGGGGGACACUUUAAGCGAGGCAGAGCUGCAGGAGUUUUACCCAGAGCUCGCCAAAUGGCCGUGCACAACCACUGCGUCCGAAGACAAGGGGCCAGGUGCUUCAGUACCACCGGAGGUGCCGACUCCGCGAUCCGACGCAAUGUUCUGGAGGCGAUAGGAAGUUAUGACUCAGAGGUGGCCGACGAGCUCAGAACUAACAACCGGUACCGUGACCUGUUGUGGGAAGGGACAAUCCCAGACCUCCCAGAAUUUGGACCCCCCUUACGGGCGCACGGCGGUCAGCGAUGCAUUUUGCAAGGUGUGUUGUGA